GUGUUUUAUUUACCCCCGAAUAGUUUAAACCAUCUAAGACACCUCUACAACAUCAAAUGUUUGCCAACUUUGAGCCCCAGACAUUGAGCUAUAUAAGUCGGCUUCUUUUUGUGUUCAGGAAAUUCCUGAUGUACUUAUUAGCUCCGACGAAGAGCGUCUAAUACCCACUUUACCCUUUGACCAGAGACGUUUGUAUAACCUGUCUAGGAUAGCCAGUCUUGAGAGGCGACUAGUCUUCAAGCCUCAUAGCGAUUGACCUGUUGACAUGUCAGCCCUCCAUUUGCAAGAAAAUCUUUCAGAGCCACUAUCAUAGUCUUUAUUCAAGUCGAGCUUCCUCAGCGCGUUGUUUAAAAAAAAAGAGAUUCGCUGAUCAGAGGGAAGUGAAAUCAAAGCCGUUUUGGAACGAUUACCUUGUAAACUAUGGACGUUUCUUGAAUCAACCAUUAACAAGUAUUGCCUGGAACCUUUCUGAAGCAUCGUGAUCUAGUUUGUGUAAACAAGAUGAUCGUGGCAAUGAAAUCAUUACACUCUGAAAUUGGUCUUUUUGCAGUGCUAUAAAUUCUCACAAUACUUAAUCGUGAUUUUAUCAAAUUGAUCAUUGGACUUUGCAAUUCAUUCCAGCAAAAUGAUCCAGAGUCUUCGACCUGUUUGGGUAGAAAAGGUGGGCCAAUAUUCCACAGGUACUUGGCACAAGUAUGGCGGCUGACAUUCGAACCAGCAUAACGGACGUUUCUUUCCGCUAUGGUUCUGAAACAGACAGGCUUCGCGACGGGGCGUAACCAUUUCAGUUUCACGUGCUCGGUAAAUGUUGUGUAGAUACACUUGCAGUCAGCAUACAAAAACAAUAACUACAGCGGCAGCAGCAACAACAGACAUCCCAGACCGACAUGUGCGACGACGACGUUGCUGCCCUUGUAAUCGACAACGGCUCCGGUAUGUGCAAGGCCGGGUUCGCCGGAGACGAUGCCCCGAGAGCCGUGUUCCCCUCCAUCGUGGGAAGACCACUGCACCAGCCUGUCAUGGUUGGCAUGGGACUAAAGGACAGAUACGUUGGAGAUGAAGCCCAGAGCAAGAGAGGUAUCCUGUCCAUCAAAUACCCCAUUGAGCACGGUAUCGUCACUAACUGGGACGAUAUGGAGAAGAUCUGGCAUCACACCUUCUACAACGAGCUGCGUGUGGGACCAGACGAGUACCCCGUGCUGCUGACUGAAGCUCCUCUCAACCCAAAGGCCAACAGGGAAAAGAUGGCACAGGUAAUUUUCGAGGGCUAUGCCCUGCCCCACGCCAUCUUCCGUCUGGACUUUGCUGGUGGUGAAUUGACCGACUACCUGAUGAAGAUUCUCACAGAGCGCAGCUAUCGUCUCUUCACAACUGCCGAACGGGAAAUUGUUCGUGAAAUCAAGGAGAAGCUGUGCUAUGUUGCAGUGGAUUUUGAGCAGGAGAUGCAGACCGCUGCUUCCAGUUCAUCUCUGGAGCAGAGCCAUAAGCUCCCUGACGGACAGGUCAUCACCAUCGGCAACGAGCGGUUCCGCACGCCGGAAGCCCUGUUCCAGCCCGCCCUCCUUGGCGAGGAGUUCCCUGGCAUCGACGGGACCAUAUACAACAGCAUCAUGAAGUGCGCCUUGGACAUCCGUAGGGAUCUGUUCGCCAGCAUCGUGUUGUCUGGAGGCUCCACCAUGUUCCCCGGCAUCGCCGACAGGAUGCAGAAGGAAAUCACGGCCCUGGCCCCACCCGACUUGGAGAUCAAGAUCAUCACUCCCCCAGAGAGGAAGUACUCUGUAUGGAUUGGUGGCUCCACCCUUGCCUCUCUGUCCACCUUUCAACAGAUGUGGAUCAGCAAGCAGGAGUAUGACGAGUCUGGGCCCAGCAUCGUGCACUGCAAAUGCUUCUAGGAGGCGAACUAUGAACUCGAAAAAGACGUUUUUUUCAUCAUCAUUUAAGUGGCUUCCAGACACGAACUCUUGAUUUCUUAAUUCAAAAACCUUUAAGACAGGAAAGUAAGCAAAUAACUGUAUGUGAGUUGGGGCAUUCCAAUGAAUAAAUUAAGUGUUGGGAUAUAAAGCUCGAUCCCAGGAAUCCACCUUUUAUUCAGAAUUCGAAAUUGUUGCCUGAGCAAGUUGUGACGUUAAAAAAGAGGAGCUCAUAGUGGUAUCGGUGUCCUACGUCGAAUUUAAACAGUUACUGCAUUCAAGAUGGCUGUGCUGAAUGCAGAUGUGAUCUCUUAACCAUGAAUUUUUCUUAGAAGCUUACUUUGUGGAAUUGCUGCCCCUUGAAAAUACCACUUGACAUCACUCUUUUUAUUGGUUGCUUUCAUUGAAAAGCGCACCUUUCAAACAUUUAACAGCUCCCGUGUUUUCCUGAGAAAUGAAGACGCUGUUACUUGUUCAUGUAGGAGGAGUUCUCCUCAAACAGUGAACCUGGAUUUUUUUCAUUUGAAUAUGUUUAUGAGAAAGCUUUGCUGGCUUGGCUACAUGUCAAAAGCUAACAACGAAUCUCCAAAACAAGCACAAUUUUAUGACAGCAAACUUUCCAAAUUCUAGCAAAUUGAAGUGCAGAAAAAGCUUUUACACUGAUGACUGCUUCCCUUGGAUGACAUCAGUCUUUACUCAUAUAAUAUGUGCAGAUUGUCAUGAGCAUAAAAUCCAACGAACAUCAGAAUGGCCUUAAACGGUACAACCAACAUGAUAAAGGAAGCAUUAUUCCCCUUUAAACGUGGAGGAACCGGAGAAAACGAGGCAUCCACAAAUUGUGUUUCCAUUUAACAUUUAGGCUAAACCACAGAAAAUUUCAAACUGAAAACGACGGAUGAAAAUCUGCGAUUAUCUCUCUGAGAUAAAAAAAAAUGGGAAGUUAUAGUUUUGACGACACACAAGAGCUUGCCACCGAUCACAUCCUGGGAUGAAGAGACGAGUAUCGUUCCAUCAUCCAGCCAACUGCUGUGUAACUUUGCCGCGACCUAUAAGGCAUUCUUAAGCAUGAAACAAACGGAGAAGGAUGCAUGAGUAAAUUCACAAAAAAUACAACCAAUCCAAAAGGCGCUGGUUUUUAGAGACAGACAAAAAUCUCAAAAUGUCGAAACAGUUAACAAAUGCACAGAAUUGGAUUUCAUUGACAAAGAGAACAUCCAAUGAUCUACCGAACCUUUGGAGAUAUUUACUGCAAAAUACUCCAUCAUUUAUUAUAAGAUGCAGUAGGAAAACGCAUGUACAAUUAUUAUUAUUGUAACGUGUCAAAUAAUAUUUCUAUACAACUGAACCGUAGGUACUAUCUGGACGAUAUAUAAACAGUCUUUCAUUCCGUAAUAUACUUUGCUGAUAGGAUAUCGGAUUUCUCAGUGUUAACUUUUACAAGAGAUUUUCAUUUGGCAUCCACAGACAUUUUAUACCCUUUCCUUUAAUACAUAGUCUCUUAAAUGUACAUCAGAAGUGUCUGUAAGAAAUUGUACAAAAGACUCCAACUUCGGAAGCUGGGUGACUUUUCCAGAA
Molecule: messenger RNA, 3485 nt
Organism: Acanthaster planci (crown-of-thorns starfish)
Lineage: Eukaryota; Metazoa; Echinodermata; Asteroidea; Valvatida; Acanthasteridae
Product: actin-15B-like
Source: RefSeq, a predicted model, not a curated record